AGACACACAGACAGGUUGCUAGGUAAGAGCUGGGGACGGAGUUCAGUCAAACACUGAAGUGAAGCAGGUUGUAAGAGAAACCUGGAACCCUCGAACUAAACACGACUCUUCAUCAAGGAUCACACGCUGAACAGACACAGGAGACGACCACACGGAGGUGAAGGGUUAUUUCUAUAAAGGCAGGUUAUUCUGAGGAGGGUUUUUUUUUAAACAGGUAACAGGAGGACCUGGCUCUGUUCUGCUCCACUUCUCCAAAACAGCGUUUUUCUUCCACUUUGCACAAAGGAGGAUCUGUGCUGCUGCUGCUGCUGCAGGUAGAUAACUGCGCUCAGGUGAGGCGGAAGCGACAUGGUUCAUCCGUGAGGAGGGAUCGAACCACCGGCUGCUCUUCCCGUUUUGCGUCGCCCACCUGUUCACAUCCGGAUCCAUGUGUCUCCAGCUGUUCCUGGAGGACCACAUGUCCACCCAGUGACCUGAUGCCAUGGGCCCCAGCUGAUGCCCUCAGGUCCCCGGUCUGCCCGCACCCGGCCCUGGAUAGAGAUGGAAGCAAACCCGGACGUGCUGACCAUCCCUGGAGCUGUGGCCGGGAGUGUUCUCCUGCUGCUGCUGAGCAGUGAUCCGGCGUGGGGAAAUUUGACCACCACUAGCUCCCCUUCAAAUAUAACUAAUGGACCCAACAUCGCGGCUAUCGUGGCCCCCACGGUCACUCUGGGGGUCUUGGCCAUCGUCUUGGCCGUGCUGGCUUGGCUUUUCUGCGUGGUGAAGAAGAAGAGGCAGUCGGAGGGGACGUACAGACCCAGUGCCGAGGAGCAGUCCGGCGUGCACAGCGUGGCAGCACCGGACACGCUCAAGCUACCAAAGGAGGAGCGACUCAUUUGAGAUGCAGCGCUCGGACUCAAACCCUCGGCGCUCCUGCGUGACGAAGCUCUCUCUCUCUUGAGCUGAAGGAUCUCUCCGGGCCGAGUGAGGACGGAGCGCCACCUUCACACGAUGCUUUGACCGACCGCUCCGUCUCUACAAGCACAGAAUCCUGUGUGACCACGGGAGGAGACUCACCUGGAUGUGUCUUCCAACAGAUUUUAAGACAGUUGAACAUUUCAAGUGGGAUUUCUCUUCUGCACAGGAGAAACAGGAGCUGCAAUAUUUUUUAUCACUACUAGUAAUUUUCUAUUUGGACAUGUUUUCCUGUUUCCGUUGCCUUAAUAUUCAAUGUAGAUGAUUAGAUUCAUUGUAAAAACACUGUCACCGGCUAAAUCUAUGCUGAUCCUUUACCUCAAACUUUAUUUUUUGCUACAGAGCUCAGACGAGUCCAUUGCAUUUACAAGUGAUAAUGUUUUUAUCCUAACAAUGAGAGAAGGUAAACCUGCUCUGUGAUGAAAAUGAGGUUACACUGGGAAAUUAAACCCAGCACAAAGCAAAUUGUCGUUUACACUUGAAGUAUUCUUUAAAUAAUCACACUAAUGUAAAGGUUUCUAUCGUUUCAAAUUUUUCACUUCAUUAGAUUAGCCAUGAAGUGCAAGAAGCAUCGUAAUCAUCAGAGAUGUUUCACAGUGUCACAGCAUAUUUAUUAAUUCUUUCUGUCUGAUAAAUACCAACAUGUUUGUACCAUAGAUGAGUAAUUAAAUCUAACAAAACAUUUA
Molecule: messenger RNA, 1640 nt
Organism: Limanda limanda (common dab)
Lineage: Eukaryota; Metazoa; Chordata; Actinopteri; Pleuronectiformes; Pleuronectidae
Gene: crb3a
Product: crumbs homolog 3a
Exons: 5
Coding region: 496-879 (127 amino acids)
Source: RefSeq, a predicted model, not a curated record